Messenger RNA from Periophthalmus magnuspinnatus, 1261 nucleotides. Its product is annotated as corticotropin-releasing factor-binding protein-like. The coding region runs from base 34 to 1011 and encodes 325 amino acids. Gene Ontology annotation, biological process: hormone-mediated signaling pathway; negative regulation of corticotropin-releasing hormone receptor activity; negative regulation of corticotropin secretion. Gene Ontology annotation, molecular function: corticotropin-releasing hormone binding. The transcript has 7 exons. The record is from RefSeq and is a predicted model, not a curated record. Lineage: Eukaryota; Metazoa; Chordata; Actinopteri; Gobiiformes; Gobiidae.
CGCAGUAGUUUUUCUCCUCCGCCUCAAACCAACAUGAUGAUGAUGAAGGUGCCUCCGCGCGCACAGCUGCUCCUCUUCCUCGUGUCUCUGUCGUCUCGGAUGGGGCUCAGCAGAUACAUAGAGGAGAACGACGCCCCGGACGGACUGUACUCCCUCCUGAGUUUAGAGCAGAAAAGAGAAGCUGAGGAUUUCAUUUUUCGUCGACCUCUCAGGUGCUUGGACAUGCUGUCGACUGAAGGCUCCUUCACCUUUGUGGCGUCCCGUCCACAGCUGGCCUGUGCCACCUUCGUGAUCGCUGAGCCCAGUGAGGUCAUCGGUCUGGAGCUGUCUGACGUCAACAUCGACUGCAGAGCCGGGGACUUCAUUAAGAUGUUUGAUGGCUGGGUGCUAAAGGGGGAGAAGUUCCCGAGCAGCCAGGACCACCCUCUGGCAUCACACCAGCGCUACACAGACUACUGUUCGUCCAGUGCAGCCGGCUCCUCUUCGCGCUCAUCACAGAACGUCGCUAUGGUCUUCUUUCGUAUCCAUGGAGAAGACAGCGGCUUCACCCUCACCGUCAAAAAACUGCACAACCCUUUCCCUUGUAACAUCAUGUCUCAGAGUCCAGAGGGCAGCUUCACCAUGGUGAUGCCACAUCAGCGCAGGAACUGCAGCUUCUCCAUCAUCUACCCUGUGGAGAUCCGAUUGACAGAACUCAGCUUGGGGCAGGCCAAAAGCAAUGAGCUCAUCCCACAAAGGAAGGUGUGGUCGGCGUGCUCAGGCUCCGGCGACUAUGUGGAGCUGUUAGGAGGAAACGGAGUGGACACGUCUCAUAUGUUCCCUGUGGCUGACCUCUGCUUCUCCCUCAGCGGACUGGCGCAGAUGAAGAUUGGUUGUGAUAACUCAGUAGUGCGGCUGGUGUCGAGUGGGAACUACAUAAACCGCGUCUCGUUUCAGUACAGACUAUUGGACCGAGACACGCUGCCCAAAGCUCCAGAGAACAGCCUGGACAACUUCUGCUCCGUGGAGUGAGGGCACAUGCCGCACACGCUCACUGUGACUCUGCUUUUCAAUGUGUAAAUACAACUGCAGUCAAACAUUGAAUUCAAGCGUCACCAGACAACAAACACUUUAUAUGCCCAUAUUUACUUUGUUGUGUUGUGUAAGUUAUAUUUAUUCAUAAUUAUUUUAUUAUUUUAUGAUUACUUAUAAUAUAUUUACUUAUAUUAUUGAAUCACGUUGUUUUUUUCUGUUGAUUAUCAGAAGAACAUUGCCUUAAUCU